Messenger RNA from Kwoniella shivajii, 2112 nucleotides. RefSeq lists its product as uncharacterized. The transcript is spliced from 2 exons. Lineage: Eukaryota; Fungi; Basidiomycota; Tremellomycetes; Tremellales; Cryptococcaceae. The record is from RefSeq and is a predicted model, not a curated record. The coding region runs from base 1 to 2112 and encodes 703 amino acids.
AUGGGUCAACAAAACUCUCGUUUUGAUUCCAGUGGAAAUCACUUGAACCCCGCUGAUAUAUCAUCACCUGGUCCAGAUCCAUUCCAUCAUUCACCACCUGUUCACAGAACAGCACCUGUCCCACAUGUGUCACCCGCGUUCUAUCACGCUCCUCAUUCAGCUCCUGUCAUACCUACCUCUCUGAAACCAAAAGGUCUUAUCCGAUCUUUAUCAGCGAAGCGACGAAGCGAGAAAUCUCUCACACGUCAACAGCAAUUAAUGGAAGAACCGGACUUACCUCCUAUAGGUAAUUUGAAAGCACUGAAAACUCUAGGUCAAGUGAAUAUCAAAAAAUCAAUGAAAGAGUUCGAAACUUUAGUACAAAGAGCAGAAAUCGAAGCUGGAAUCGAACCACCUUCCAUCAACAAUGAUACAUCAUCAACCUUCCCUCGACAUCGUAUCAAACGAUCUUCUAUCGGUGAAGAACAUUUCGAAAGAGACUCGCCUAUCCCAACUUUAUCAGCUACUCCAGCAUAUUUAAGACCGACUCCCUACCGAAGAAGUUCAGCCUCAUCAAUCCAUUCAUCAAGGGUAUCAAUCAAAUCUGCUCGAAGGGCAGAAAGAGAAUGGAGAGCGAAAGUAGCAGCUUUAUCUUCAGGGUUUUCGCCUGUGCAUCAAAAUGACAUCUCACCCACUAAACCUCGUAAAUCCAAAGGUCCUGUCCCACCCAAAAGAAUACCAAAUUCGGCAUUUGCAUUAUCUGCUUCUCAAACAAGUAGAAGUCCAUCUCCUCCAAUGACUGAAGAAGGAACCAUCGUUAUCACUCCUCCUCAUUCAGCUCCAACUUCUUUUGGAACCCCAUUAUCUAACAAGUCCUUCGAAACUCUAGGUCAUUAUCCUAAUUCUUCAGCUAUAGAGUCUCCCAGUCCCGCGAGUAAUAGUGAAUCGAGAGAACGUAAACCAUCCGUACCAUAUUCAGUUUAUUCCAGCGUAUAUUCGACAGUGAAAGAUGGGUAUGAAGGUUUAGCAAGACCAAUUUCGUUCGCCUCCGGACAAUGGUUAGCUCCUCAUACAGCUUCACCGUUGAAGGUAGAUAUCACCUCUGCAGAAGUAGAUGAUGACGGAGGGUUAUUCUCCCCCAAUUCGCUUGAUGGCAAUGAAACUGCGACGACCCCAUCUUGCAAGCCUCCUCACAGAGAGUCCCUACCUCCUUUCGACAGUUUCAAGUCAUCUCCUAGGCUAAUAGGAGAUACCGCAUUGCCUCAAUUCGAUAUGCCGUCAUCUCCUUCUCAUAUCGAGCAUUCGUGGAACAAGACGGAAAAGAAACAUCAAUCACUUCCUUCCCCACCCCGACCUUCACCAUCUCAAGCGCGUAGACCAUCUUUGCACAUCCCAUCACUCGUCAUCCCAAACACUCCACCUACUUUACCUCCAUUCACAUUUUCAGCUCCAUCCUCACCUGGUCCUACCACUCCCAUCAAACAGGUACCAUCUACACCGACUAAUACUGUUACAGAAGAAGAACCUGCAACGCCUUACUCACCCACUACGGCAUAUAUCCUCUCCGCGCCGUCUCCUACAAUCGACCAAUUAGCGUUCUCAGAUACAUAUGGCACAUUCGCCACCUCUCCAGAAAAGAAGCAAAGGAAUCCACAUUGUAAACCAGUAACUCCUAUAUCAAAACACCCAUUCACAAUAGGAGCUAAACCGUCUCCUGAAGCUACCGCAGGGAUUGAACGAGAACCAUCUGGUGAAUAUCCUAGUGUAUCUUCGAAGGUUGUCCUCCGUCAUGCUACGACCGCAAAUAACGGCCGAGCCUUCUCCCCUGCAUCUGGUGUAGGUGUGAUUCCGAGACGAAGCAGUAUAGAUCCAUUCAUUCCUCGGCAAUUACCUUCUACUAUGCGACCGACACAUCCCAACGCAUUGAUGUCCAGGCACGUGCCCAAUAUACCUUCGAUGAAAGCGGGGAUAAUAGGAACCUCAGAAGAAUACGUUAAAGAACCUGGAUUGAAGAGAUUAAGAGGGAAAGUAAAUUUGACUCCUGGUAUGGAAAAUGGAUGUAGACCGCCAAAGAGUGGGUUACCCAUGGCUGAUCUGGAAAGAUGGCUUAGAGAUGCGUCACUCUCGUCUUGA